AUGUCUGAUAAGUCUACCCCAGAGCCGCAGGCCACGUCGACGGCAAACACGACGCCCGUCAAAGGCCGCAAGAACCGAGCAGUGGCAAAGCAAACUGCGGAAAAGCUGCUCACUGCGUUUGCAGAGGUGAAAACAACGGACACGUCCGAGGAAGAGCCUGGGAACGAUCGCGUUAUACUAGACGAGACGCCGGUCAAGAAAGAGACCAGGGGCCGCAAGCCAAAAAAUUGGGUACCACCGCCGGGGUACGUUGCGAAAAAGAAGAGCUCAAAUACGCGUUCCAAGACAGUAAUAGAUGACGAUCUCUUCCGCACCCUUGAACAGGAGUAUUACCAGGAACUGACACCUCUCGUAUCGAAUCCCUGGCAUCAGAGGCCGGGUUUUAAAAGCACGCAUCAGGGAGAGACAAGAGUUUUACAUUUCCACGCAUUGAACAGGUCCUACGCUCGAAAGUUUCAGCUAGGACGGGAUCUGAUGGAGCCGAACAUCUUCCAUGUGAAUGAUGAGCUGGUACAAAAGUAUCCGUUUGAGCCGCUUAAGGCGAUUCCUGAUGGAAUUGCGGAUAUUAUUGAAGAGGAAUUGGCCUAUGAGGUUGUUUGUUCGCGUGUCAAUUUGACAAUGCCUGUCAAGUUUGGGUUUAAUGAUGGUGUACGCAAACUGCUCAAAGCCGAAGGCUAUGCACAAUAUCCGACUAAUAGCGUUUUGAGACAGGGGUUUGUGGUGAACACAGGCGGCGUUCCUCUGGUGAGCUCUUUUUUGAACAAACCCAUUGAUGGCAAGUACUAUUUAUUUAUAUCCGUCAUAGACCACGCUGGAACAGACACUUCGGUGCGCAAAGAAUUGUCCAUAUGCCAGCCAGAGAGCUAUGACGCGGCGAUACAGGUCUACCAGGUAGAUCUAGACAAACAAACAGUCAGUCACGCAAAGACUAUGAUUAUACCCUUUGGAGCUAUCACAUCGAUGAAAUGGCUUCUCAGCUCAGAUCCGGAUAUCAGCUUGCUGGCCUGUGUUUGCAAAGAUGGGGUUGUUAGAGUACUGAAGAUUAAUAAGCAGUUUGUUGAGUCUGGCCGGUAUUCAUGUCUCGUUGCUCCAUCCGUGCUUAUCAAUAUUUCUGAGUUUGACAUCUUCUCCUGCGACUGGACAUCCAGUACCACACUGGUUCUGGGACUGCGAGAUGGACAUCUCGCCGAAGUGGAUAUUACGCGGCCGCAAAAGCCGUUAUUUGUGUUUGGUCUGGACGUGGAACACAUUAUCUCUGUGACGUCGACGUAUUCUGACUCGCUUUUUGGCGUGCCGUCUCGCAUAGUGGUGAUAUCGGCCACAGACUUCUACUACUACCUGGUUGAUUUGGAUAACAUGAGAGUGAUAGCGGAGUCUCAGAAGACCAAGGUCCCGUGUACCCAAAUCCAGUACUCUGCUUUGGUUGAUGGGUUUGUGGUUGCAGAUGCCACAAAAACGCCAAAGUUUGUGAGCAAAAAAGACGUUCAAAGCUACGUUACACUAAACUUGUGGGACGAUAACCAGGUGUUCUCCAUUGGAGCUUCGGAUUUUGCACCGUUUUUCGUGGCAGGCUACGUUAAUGGUUCGGUAAGAUUAUACAAUCCGAUUAGAAGAAUACAUAGCACUGCCAAGCUGAAAGUGGCUCCCGCGUCUUUGCGCUUGAUGAAGAUGGAUGUCAGCAAAGACGAAUUUCGUUUGGAUCUCAAAUAUGUGGUAACGUCGGAUUCGAAAGACGUCGAAAGCCACUCCAUCUAUGACAACAGAAUUAAUGUGACAAGCUGUGCACUCGCAAACACGCCGUCCUGUUCCGGUUUGAUCGCCUGUUCAUUUGCCAAUGGACUGGUGGCUAUAGAACGAAUCUUGAGCGCGGAAUCGAUUUAG
Molecule: messenger RNA, 1881 nt
Organism: Ogataea parapolymorpha DL-1
Lineage: Eukaryota; Fungi; Ascomycota; Pichiomycetes; Pichiales; Pichiaceae
Exons: 1
Coding region: 1-1881 (626 amino acids)
Molecular function (GO): protein binding
Source: RefSeq, a predicted model, not a curated record